Limulus polyphemus (Atlantic horseshoe crab) is the source of this 2757-nucleotide messenger RNA. RefSeq names its product zinc finger HIT domain-containing protein 1-like. Gene Ontology annotation, cellular component: Swr1 complex. Bases 312 to 773 code for a protein of 153 amino acids. NCBI's taxonomy places the organism in Eukaryota, Metazoa, Arthropoda, Merostomata, Xiphosura, Limulidae. The record is from RefSeq and is a predicted model, not a curated record. The transcript has 2 exons. Gene Ontology annotation, biological process: chromatin remodeling. Gene Ontology annotation, molecular function: nucleosome binding.
UCAACACUAUAAUUUCCAAAACAAUAAUACUAAUAACGAUUUUGCAUGUUAAUUUAUUAUUUUGAAAAAGCCAAGCUAAAAAGGAUAGAGAGCGUUAACAUAAUUCGAAAGAAACGCUGUCAGCGUCAGUAAGAUUUAGAAAAGAGCGAAGUUCGAGACUAACAAAAAUAGCGGUAAAAUAAGAACUGAUAUGUAUGAUCCUUAGUAUUUUCUAAUAAGCACCGACUUUUAUUUAUAUGAAACUGACAGUAAACGAGUCAAGAUACGUGAAGGUAAGGAGAGAAUUGGAUGAAUAUUAGCAGAUUCCAAAUAUGGGAGACAAAAGGGAGUCAUCUCGUGUAAAAGAAGUUAAUCAACAGCGUGUGUUGGAUAAAGCAGCUCGAAAACGUCGUCAACGAAAAGCUUUAGAUGCCCUUGAGCAAGACAAUUUUCAUGAUGAUCCCCAUGCUAAUCUUGUGAUGCACAAAAAAGCACCCAAAUUUGAGGAAACCUUAGAGUCAAAAAAACGAAAUAGACGACUGAAAAGUGAACCGUUCAAACAAAGGUUUCGUAAGAAUUUCACUGUUCUCUUAGAAGAAGAACAAUUAAACUCUUCUGAUCCUCCCAACUACCUAAGUGCCUGUGUUCCUCCAUCAAAAUUUCCUGAACAUCACUUUUGUUCAGUGUGUGGCUUUCCUUCCAAUUACACAUGUAUUCCCUGUGGUGCUAGAUAUUGUUGUGUCAAAUGCCUCGGAACUCACAGGGAUACUAGGUGUUUGAAAUGGACUGCUUAAAACUCAGAACUUGCAGGAAUACUAGUUGUUUGAAAUGGACUGCUCAUACUCAAAACAACCGAGGUACUAUGUGCUUGUAAUUUUGCUUCAACUGAGACUACUUGUUUAUUUGUUAGAACAUGGUCUGAAUUUGGUGUUUUCCGAUGUAAAAUGGAAAUAUAUAUAUCUAUGCCUGUAAUUAUUGUAUGUCAUUCAUUAUACAAUUUAUUUCAUGAAAACUGUAUUUUACCAGUAAUAAUUUUUGCUUUCAUUAUAGUUCAAGCCCAUUUGGAUUGCUAUUUAAAUUCAGAUUAUUUUAAAUGGAAAAUGUAUUAAAACCUUCAUGACAAAAGUUAUAUUUGACAAUACUAUGUAUCUUUUUAAAUGGUUUAGUAAAAAUAUCACUGUCACCUAAUGUUAAGUGCAGGAUUUUGUAUAAUUCUUUAGUAUCAAAUUUUUCUUUUUACAAGUUUAGUUUUUUGCUAUUUCUGCUUGCUUGAAAUUGGUUUUUUCAUAUAACUAUUCUAAUGUAUUAGCAGUUCAUUUAAGUUUUUAAUAGAUCUUCUACUGAAUCUAUAAUAUUCAUCAUAGUUGCUUGCAUAAAAAGUUAAUUCUAAAGUGAAAUUAUAGAACAUUUAUUUGUGCAAGUAAAAAGUACAUGUCAAGGUAUUGUUACUUUCUUUUCUGUUGAUUUGUUUGAUUGAUGUUAUGACUGGAUAAGUCUUAUAAUCUGGGAAAUACAACUGCAAUAUAUCUAUUAUUGACACCUGACAAAAAUGCAUAAAAUCAAGCAUCUUGACUGAUCAACCGUCUUCUUCAGUGGUUUUUAAAACUGAAAGAGUCAUUGUUUCACCCUCGUGGAGAUCUCUGUUAACAAGAAUAUGAUACUUGGUUGAUAUGGCAACACUCAAUCCAUUUUUGUGUGCUGUAUGUCUUUUACAUUGUUCUUCAAUUAAUAGAAUAACCAGUGAUAUUUGUUGUUUGCUCUUCCAAUAAUGUUCCUGUUUGGUCAGUCAGAUUAAUUAAUUUCUCUACUAUAUAUUGUUUUGAGGUUCCUUUAAUCUUGUUUAUAAUAAUCUGGAAGUUUCUCUCUAGUAUGAUUCAAAAGGGUCAUUAUAUGAAAUUUUGUCUACACAACCUGCACAUUUAAUUGGUGGAACAGUCUUUGGAUAUACCAGUAGAUUAUGUAAAGGUUUAUGGAUUUUUUAUUUUCACUUUAUUGAGUUGAUAUUUCACUUGCUAUGCUAGGCCUCUAAUAUAAAGUAUAGUGACAGUGACAUUCUCUGAGUCUUUAUGGUUAAAGCUUGUGUUAACUUUGUUCAUUUCAUCCCUUUGAAUCUGUUAAUCAAUAUUAAAUAAGGUAAUUAAAAAUGUGUGAUCUGAGCAUAACCUAGAGGUUCUCUUUGUUCAGGAUUCUGAAGUAUCCUGUUGACAGAAGUGGUCAGGUGUUACUAUGAUUUUUUUAUAACAAAUAUAAGAAUUCAAGAUUACCUUGUGGUUCUUGUUUUCUUGAUGGAUUUGAUGUGAUCAUGAAACCUAAUUAAAUGGUUCAAAGUAGUGUACUUGUAUAUAUUAAUAAAAUCAUGAACAUUUUAUUUACAUACCUCCAAUGGCAUUCAGUUGUGUGGGAAGAAGUUUAAUGCUUGUUCUUCAGUGGUUUAUUUAACUAUAAUUGUUACCACAGAAGAAUCAACCACAGUUUCCUGUAUUUAUUAGAACUAAACAAAUAUAUACUAGAACUGUGUAGCAUUUAAACACAUGCUUAAGAAUAGAUAAAAUUUGGUAGGGGAAAGAUGUAUUCAAUAAUUUUAUCACUUUUCUUUUCCAAUUGAUGUACACAAGGAUUCCAUGUUGAAUAAUAAUAUUUCAUUUUCACUGAUUGUAAAGUUCUUAAGGAAUUGUGCACAUUCUUCACUGUUUUUUAGAAGAUAAAGGAUAAUCUUUGAUAGGUUGUUUACGCAGAGUAUUCAUAAUGAAUCUAAGUUUCAAAUGGACAGCAACUGCC